Morchella sextelata is the source of this 366-nucleotide messenger RNA. RefSeq lists its product as uncharacterized. The coding region runs from base 1 to 366 and encodes 121 amino acids. Lineage: Eukaryota; Fungi; Ascomycota; Pezizomycetes; Pezizales; Morchellaceae. The transcript has 3 exons. The record is from RefSeq and is a predicted model, not a curated record.
AUGCAGAUCAGCAGCAUUCUCCUCUCCCUCAUGACGUGCAGUCUUGUGCAAUCUGCUGCAGUUCCGCGGUGUGAUGAGGAUCUUCAGUUUUACAACCACUGCAUCUCCGACGCCAGCCAAUACCUCAAGUCUCUCAACGUGCGCGUCACGCCCUCGCACACCUCCCGCAUCACAAAGUGCUACCAGUGCUUUCAAGAAGCGGCCGACGACGGGUGCGGCGCACUAUUUGGGGCGGACCCAGACAACCUCUCGGACGAGGGGCGGCGGUGCUACGAUGUGGGGAUGGAGAAGUGUAGGAUGCGGCGCGGGGAGAGGUGUAGGUUCUUUGUGAACUGGAGGAGUGCGGGUGGUGUGGGGAAGGCGUGA